AUGACAAAAGGAGUCCAUAUUCCAAAGCUCUCGACUCGGGAAACACUUGCAGGACUCGCGCUCAAUUUGUCGCAUCGUUUUCGUGUGAAGGACAGCGACAACGUGGGUCUAAUUAGACUGGAGCGUGCCAAGGCACGUAAAGUCAAGAAAGCCACGGUGUUUCAAGUCGAUCCCGGUUCAAAAGUAGAGGCUGUGGAACUUCCAGAAAGUUAUCGCUGGGUAGUCGAGGUCUGCCUGAACAGGCUGAUGCAUCAUCACGCCCAGCUCUACCUUAAGGCACAGGAGGAGGACAUAGGGGAGAUGCUUUUGAUCGAAGUCAGACGCUGGCUAGGAUACCACAAUAGGCAAUCGACUGACUGGGAUGAAGCUUUUGUCUACAUUGACGAACCGCUAGACCUCUCCUGCUACGAAAAGCGGGGGUCGCAUGAGGUUGAAGAGGCACAAGCAAGCGAGGAUGAUUCUCCAGAGUCGAAAGAAAUGGACGACCGGAUGCGCGAAGGGCCCAUGAGCAGCUUAAGCGAUGCCACCCCGCAUCUCGCUCCAUCACCUCUGAUACUGCCCGUAUUGGAAACGGAAGAUCGUCAAGGCAGCGAAGACACAAGGCCCAUGAGUGUGGGCGGUUCCACCUCGCAUCCCGCUCCGUCGCCUCUGCUGCCCGUACGAACAUUGGAAGAUCGUGACACAGGACAUAUGAGCAUGAAUGGCUCAACCUCACCCCCCGAUCCACUACCUGUGCAUACUGAUGAUGCUGACGCUCGUUGGGCAGCUCACAUAAGAGAGAUAUGUCUGCGGCUCAAGAACAGUGGGUCCACUUCAUCCAGCUACGGUCUUGCCUAUCUUGCUAAUACCCUUGCAGAGGCUCAAGGGGGCCAAGCUCCUUCCCGCCGUCUCCGGGAGUGA
This is a messenger RNA of Postia placenta MAD-698-R-SB12, 900 nucleotides long. RefSeq lists its product as hypothetical. Lineage: Eukaryota; Fungi; Basidiomycota; Agaricomycetes; Polyporales; Adustoporiaceae. The transcript is spliced from 3 exons. The coding region runs from base 1 to 900 and encodes 299 amino acids. The record is from RefSeq and is a predicted model, not a curated record.